Messenger RNA from Fulmarus glacialis (Northern fulmar), 2609 nucleotides. It is a transcript of the gene EZH1, whose product is annotated as enhancer of zeste 1 polycomb repressive complex 2 subunit. The coding region runs from base 242 to 2482 and encodes 746 amino acids. Gene Ontology annotation, molecular function: histone H3K27 methyltransferase activity; protein binding. The record is from RefSeq and is a predicted model, not a curated record. NCBI's taxonomy places the organism in Eukaryota, Metazoa, Chordata, Aves, Procellariiformes, Procellariidae. The transcript is spliced from 19 exons. Gene Ontology annotation, biological process: chromatin remodeling.
CCGGUCAGCACGCUUCUUCCCUGCUGCGGCCGACGUCCAGGAGCUCCCCGGGCUUUUCAGCGCACUCUGUGCCGUGGUUGUUCCGUAAAUAGGACCAGCGCAGAUUUCCGCAGUUAUUUUUUCCUAGUUAAAGUCUAUGAUGCGGUUAAAAUCCACAGGGAUUUUUUUUCUAAUAGCACUUGUUUACGGGAUUAAGCUCUCUGUUGUUUGAUACUUAUUCUUUCUGUAUUUUUAUAGAAAAAUGGAAAUUGCCACCCCUCCAACAUCAAAGUGUAUCAUAUACUGGAAAAGAAAAGUCAAGUCUGAAUACAUGCGUCUUCGGCAGCUCAAGAGGUUUCAGGCAAACAUGGGAGCUAAGGCCCUGUUUGUGGCCAACUUUGCAAAGGUUCACGAAAAGACUCACAUUCUGAAUGAAGACUGGAAGAAGCUUCGAGUCCAGCCGGUGCAAUUGAUGAAGCCAGUCAGCGGGCACCCGUUCCUAAAACAGUGUACUGUUGAGAGCAUUUUCCCGGGAUUUCCAAGCCAGACGCUGUACAUGAGGACCCUGAACACGGUGGCGCUGGUGCCCAUUAUGUACUCCUGGUCCCCUCUUCAGCAGAAUUUCAUGGUGGAGGAUGAAACUGUUCUGUGCAAUAUCCCUUACAUGGGAGAUGAGGUGAAGGAAGAAGAUGAAACUUUCAUUGAAGAACUUAUUAAUAACUAUGAUGGGAAGGUUCAUGGAGAGGAAGAAAUGAUUUCAGGGUCAGUCCUCAUCAGCGAUGCUGUGUUUCUGGAGCUAGUGAACGCCCUGAAUCAGUAUUCGGACGAGGAAGAAGAAGGACACAAUGAUUCUGAGGUUAAACAGGAGGAUGGGAAAGAAGAGCUGCCAGUCACAAGGAAAAGAAAGCGAAUUGCAGUGGAAGGUAACAAGAAGUGUUCAAAGAAGCGGUUUCCAAAUGACAUGAUAUUCACUGCUAUUUCUUCUAUGUUUCCUGAAUAUGGCUUCCCAGAUGACAUGAAAGAGAGGUACCGGGAGCUCACGGAAGUGUCGGACCCGAACGUGCUGCCGCCGCAGUGCACUCCCAACAUAGACGGGCCGUGCGCGAAGUCAGUCCAGCGGGAGCAGUCCCUGCACUCCUUCCACACCCUCUUCUGCCGCCGCUGCUUCAAAUACGACUGUUUUCUGCAUCCUUUUCAUGCUACUCCUAAUGUGUACAAACGAAAGAAUAGAGAGACCAAGAUCGAGCCAGAUCCUUGCGGAGCAGACUGUUUCCUCUGGCUGGAAGGAGCCAAGGAGUUUGCUGCGCUGCACAAUCCCAGGUCCAAGUGCUCAGGCCGGCGCCGCCGGAGGCACCACGUGGUGGGUGCUUCUUGCUCAAACACCCCGGCUUCUGCCGUCGCUGAGACGAGGGAGGGCGACAGCGACCGAGACACAGGCAACGAGUGGGCCUCUAGCUCCUCGGAGGCAAACUCCCGCUGCCAGACCCCCACCAAGCAGAAGCUGAGCCCGGCCUCCUCCCAGCUGUUUGCAGUGGAGACGCCGCAGGAGCCCGUCGAGUGGACGGGAGCCGAGGAGUCACUCUUCCGCGUCUUCCACGGGACCUACUUCAACAACUUCUGCUCGAUUGCCAGGCUGCUGGGAACAAAGACGUGCAAGCAGGUCUUUCAGUUUGCAGUGAAAGAAUCACUUAUAACAAAACUGCCAACAAACGAAUUAAUGAAUCCAUCCCAGAAGAAGAAAAGGAAGCACAGGCUGUGGGCUGCGCACUGCAGGAAGAUUCAGCUGAAGAAAGAUAAUUCACCUACCCAGGUGUACAACUACCAACCCUGUGACCACCCCGAGCAUCCCUGUGACAGCUCCUGUCCUUGCAUCAUGACUCAGAAUUUUUGUGAGAAGUUCUGCCAGUGCAACCCUGACUGUCAGAACCGCUUCCCAGGCUGCCGCUGUAAAACCCAGUGCAACACCAAGCAGUGCCCAUGCUACCUGGCUGUGCGGGAGUGCGAUCCAGACCUCUGCCUGACCUGUGGGGCUUCGGAGCACUGGGACUGCAAGGUGGUCUCCUGCAAGAACUGCAGCAUCCAGCGAGGUCUCAAAAAGCAUUUGUUGCUGGCACCGUCGGAUGUCGCUGGCUGGGGGACUUUCAUCAAGGAAUCUGUGCAGAAGAAUGAGUUCAUCUCUGAGUACUGUGGUGAGCUUAUUUCACAGGAUGAGGCUGACCGGCGAGGGAAGGUCUAUGACAAGUACAUGUCCAGCUUCCUCUUCAACCUCAACAACGAUUUUGUUGUUGAUGCCACCCGCAAAGGAAAUAAAAUCCGCUUUGCCAAUCACUCGGUGAACCCCAAUUGCUAUGCCAAAGUUGUGAUGGUGAACGGAGACCACCGGAUAGGGAUCUUUGCCAAGAGGGCCAUCCAGGCAGGAGAGGAGCUCUUCUUUGAUUACAGGUACAGCCAGGCAGACGCCCUGAAGUAUGUCGGCAUAGAGAGGGAGACGGAUAUCAUCUAGGCUCUGUGCAGGGUGGUCCCCAGCACACCUUGCUGCUGCACCUUGUAAGCAAUGCCAUGUUUGCUUCAUGCUGACAUGACUGCUGCUGUUCCUGUUGCUGUGUGUGUCACAAGUGCUACUUUCCAUC